This is a messenger RNA of Phodopus roborovskii (desert hamster), 1230 nucleotides long. RefSeq names its product ADP ribosylation factor related protein 1 (gene Arfrp1). Gene Ontology annotation, cellular component: Golgi apparatus. NCBI's taxonomy places the organism in Eukaryota, Metazoa, Chordata, Mammalia, Rodentia, Cricetidae. The transcript is spliced from 7 exons. Bases 174 to 809 code for a protein of 211 amino acids. Gene Ontology annotation, molecular function: GTPase activity; GTP binding. Gene Ontology annotation, biological process: protein localization to organelle; intracellular protein transport; Golgi to plasma membrane protein transport. The record is from RefSeq and is a predicted model, not a curated record.
CAGACGCUCUCUGGCCUCGAGGCUGCGACGGUCCAAGUUCCAAGUGCGGAGUUGGGGGUCCGGAAAGAGGAGACUUAGGACGGCCGAGCAGGCAGGACAGACUGAUGGUGAAGCGGGCAGGAGGCCCAUCCCCGUGGUACACACCUUGACAUUUCUCAGGGUGCCAGGGCAGGAUGUACACGCUGCUUUCGGGGCUGUACAAGUACAUGUUCCAGAAGGACGAAUACUGCAUCCUGAUCCUGGGCCUGGACAAUGCUGGGAAGACAACCUUCUUGGAGCAAUCAAAGACGCGGUUUAACAAGAACUACAAGGGGAUGAGUCUAUCCAAAAUCACCACUACCGUGGGCCUAAACAUUGGCACUGUGGACGUGGAGAAGGCUCGUCUCAUGUUCUGGGACUUAGGUGGACAAGAAGAACUACAGUCUUUGUGGGACAAGUACUAUGCAGAGUGCCACGGCGUUAUUUAUGUCAUUGACUCCACUGAUGAAGAGAGACUAUCAGAGUCCAAAGAGGCAUUUGAGAAGGUGGUUUCGAGUGAAGCACUGGACGGUGUCCCCAUCCUGGUGUUGGCCAACAAGCAGGAUGUGGAGCAAAGGAGUUCGAGAGGGCAUCGAAUGGAUGGUGAAGUGUGUCGUGCGGAAUGUUCACCGGCCACCACGGCAGAGGGACAUCACAUAAGCACCAGCUUUGCAGUCUUGGAACUGUUCAUCCCCUGGUGUUGGAAGAGUGCCCCCUGCUGGCUCUGUGCCACUGAUGCUGGGCUUGAGCUGGCUUUGUUAAUUCUUUUAUUUGCUUUAUGUUUUCUCUAAGACAAACUUCUGUGUCUGGAAAAGUGUAGGUAUCCAGAGACAAAUGUAGGGUAUACAGGCCAUGCAGCUUUAUGUGCCCUGCCCCCACUCCACCCCAGAUCUGGGACCUUUCCAAACUAGUGAGGCCACUCCUAGGCUUGCCUGUUAGCCCAUUCCAAAGUGGAAUGGGAGGGCAUCCUGCUUGAAAUGGGGGUCUAUCUCUGGCAGCUGCUUUGUCCAGCUUGCCCAUGGAGAAGGUGGGAAUGGUCAGGGCUACUCUCACUUGCAGAAAGACCUAGCCCACAUCCCAGAAGCCAUCAUGGUCCCUAGUUUUGUUCGGAGUUGGGUGUGUAUGAGACAGGAUUUCUUUCUAACCCAUGUUAACCUGGAACACUUUGCCUCCUGCCCUGUACCUGUGGAAAUUAUAGGUGUGGGGCAUCAC